This is a messenger RNA of Lactuca virosa, 2175 nucleotides long. The record is from the annotation of a GenBank genome assembly. Lineage: Eukaryota; Viridiplantae; Streptophyta; Magnoliopsida; Asterales; Asteraceae.
UAUAAAUGAGGCCGUUAGUUGGGACUGCUGAUUUGACUCCUCACUUCGUCUCUUUCCCUCUCCCUGCACACAUAUAUACCAUCCCUCACCUUAUUGGGAAUUCAGAUCGAAACAUACUAAAAUUACACACACUCACUGUGUGUGAGAGUGUCAGAAAGCUUGAAGGAGAGAGGAAGAAGCUAGAGUUUUUGAAAUGGCAAUGGCGGUGGUUAAGGAAUCGGUGUUUCGUUGUUCAAUUCUGUUGCUUAUUGCGUCGCUUAUGGUCGUCUCCGCCGCCGCCGCCGGUGAUAAAUCGGAUGUUAGGGCUGUUGAAACAGAGCAGUUUCAGAGCUUGAACGUCUCAUCAAUGGCAGAAAGAGCAAAGGCGUCUGAAGCUUUGAACGAAAAUGCUGUUCAAGAUCCUGAGGAAGUGGUCUCCAUGGUUGAAAUGGUAAUUAAAAACAACACCGAAAGAAGAAAACUCGGAACUUCUCAUGUGGAACCGGAAACCCAAUCGACGAUUGCUGGCGUUGCGACCCAAACUGGCAAAAAAACCGGAAACGUCUCGCCGACUGCGGCAUCGGAUUUGGCCGGAAUGCAAUCGGAGGUCGCGACGGCCGUUAUUACAUGGUCACAGAUUCCGGCGACGACGAUCCGGUAAACCCACGACCGGGCACCCUCCGCCACGCCGUCAUUCAAGAUACCCCUCUUUGGAUCGUGUUCAAACGCGACAUGGUGAUUCAAUUGAAACAAGAACUUAUUAUGAACAGUUUUAAAACCAUCGAUGCUCGUGGAGUCAAUGUUCAUAUCGCGAAUGGAGCUUGUAUUACUGUUCAAUUUGUUACUAAUGUUAUUAUUCAUGGGUUACAUAUUCAUGAUUGUAAACCUACCGGAAAUGCUUUGGUGAGAAGCUCGCCGGAGCAUUUUGGGUGGCGGACGAUGGCGGAUGGUGAUGCGAUUUCGAUAUUCGGGUCGAGUCAUAUUUGGGUGGAUCAUAAUUCGUUGUCGAAUUGUGCUGAUGGGCUUGUGGAUGCUGUUAUGGGCUCGACUGCUAUCACUAUUUCUAAUAAUUACUUCACUCAUCACAAUGAGGUGAUGUUGUUGGGGCAUAGCGACUCAUACACAAGGGACAAACUUAUGCAAGUCACAAUUGCCUAUAACCAUUUCGGAGAAGGUCUUAUUCAAAGAAUGCCAAGAUGCAGACAUGGAUAUUUCCAUGUGGUAAACAACGACUACACCCACUGGGAAAUGUACGCAAUUGGUGGAAGUGCAAACCCCACAAUCAAUAGUCAAGGCAACCGAUACCUUGCUCCUGUUAAUCCCUUUGCCAAAGAGGUCACAAAAAGAGUGGAUACAGCUGCAAGCCAAUGGCACGGAUGGAACUGGAGAUCAGAAGGCGAUUUACUCCUUAACGGCGCUUAUUUCACUCCAUCCGGCGCCGGCGCCUCCGGCAGUUACGCUAGGGCUUCAAGUUUAGGUGCCAAGUCAUCUUCCAUGGUCGCCACCAUCACCUCCGGCGCCGGCGUCCUAAACUGCCGUAGAGGCCGCCAGUGCUAACCGCCGUUAUCCUUCCGUCAAUUCUCUUUUUCUUUUUUUUCUUUUUUCUUUUUUCUUUUACAGCUUCCACUAUCAUCACCUUAUAUACACUACUUUUUAUUUUUAUUUUUCUUUUUCAUUCAUCAUUUUCGAAGUUCAACCAACUGCCAAAGAGCAGAUCCGUAGCGUUGUUUAUGAUUAUCUUUCCUUCUUCAUUCUACCAAAACCCAUUAUCCAUUUAUCCCCUUCUACCUACCUACCCGACCCGGGUUUAUUGGAUUACAGGAUCCGAAUGUGUUAAUUUUAUUUAUUUUGGUAAUGGUAGUUUUUCUCAUAUGUGAAUGUCAAAAACUAUGAGUAUUGAAAAAGGAAAAAAUAGAAAGGGGAAAUUAUUUGUUGUUAUGGUGUAUGGGUCAUUGGAUUGGAUAUAUUGUUGGAUCUCUUUACUUUUUCUUGCGAAUGGAAGCAAGAAUCUUUUUUCUUUUUUGGAUUGGUGACACGUGGUGCAAUCCUUUUACUCUUUUGAUAUUGAAAAGGUUUGAGGACAUUAUGUUUUUGUGUCAACCCUUUGUAAUGAUCGUGUGUCGAAAGUAUGAUCAAUCGUAUAUGAUUCUUUAUCGAAGUUGGGCAAUUUUUAUAACCCCUUUUUCCUUCUCGCAU